AUGGCAACGUUUAUUUCAGUCCCGUUGAAAAAGUCCUCUGAAGUGGAUCUGGUGAAACCGCUGUCGAAAUUUGUCACAGCCUCGUAUCCAACGGGCGACGAGCAGGGGGAAUACAUCCGCGCCGUGGAGGAGUUGAACAAGCUCCGCAGAAACGCGCUGGGAAGGCCUCUGGACAAACACGAGAGCUCCCUGGAGAUUCUGCUCAGAUACUAUGACCAACUGUGUGCUGUUGAGCCUAAGUUCCCCUUUUCUGAAAACCAGCUCUGCUUAACCUUCACAUGGAAGGACGCCUUUGAUAAAGGAUCACUGUUCGGUGGCUCAGUCAAGCUCGCUUUGGCGAGUUUGGGCUACGAGAAGACAUGCGUGUUGUUCAACGCAGCGGCGCUGGCCAGUCAGAUCGCCUCAGAGCAGAACCUGGACAACGACGAGGGACUGAAGGCUGCAGCCAAAUACUAUCAGCUGGCCAGCGGAGCGUUUGGCCACAUCAAGGACACAGUGCUGUCAGCACUUAACAGGGAGCCCACCAUGGACAUCUCCCCUGAAACUGUGGGCACCCUGAGCCUCAUCAUGCUGGCCCAGGCCCAGGAGGUCAUCUUCCUCAAAGCCACCUCAGAUAAGAUGAAGGAUGCUGUCAUCGCAAAGCUGGCCAAUCAAGCAGCGGAUUUCUAUGGCGACGCCUUCAAGCAGUGCCAGUACAAAGACAACCUUCCCAAGUAUUUUUAUUUUCAGGAAGUGCUGCCGGUGCUGGCGGCCAAGCACUGCAUCAUGCAAGCCAACGCUGAGCUGCACCAGAGCGUCCUGGCUAAACAGAAGAAGCGCUUUGGAGAAGAGAUUGCACGUCUGCAGCACGCAGCAGAGCUGGUGAGGACAGUGGCAUCUCGUUACGACGAGUAUGUGAGCGUUAAGGACUUGAGCGAUAAAAUCAACCGAGCCCUCACCGCAGCCAAAAAAGACAAUGACUUUAUCUACCACGACCGCGUGCCCGAGGUCAAAGAUCUGGAACACAUCGGCAAAGCAGCGCUGGUCAGAGCCACCGCCAUCACACCUCCACUCAGUCAGAAAUUCACAGACUUGUUUGAGAAGAUGGUCCCCAUGGCGGUGCAGCAGUCCAUGAGCAUUUACAGCCAGAGGAAGGCUGAGACUGUUAACAGACUGGUGGGAACAAUGAGGGAGGCCACCAAUCUCUGCAACGGGGUGCUGGCGUCCCUGAACCUGCCAGCUGCUCUGGAAGAUCUGUCUGGAGACUCUAUCCCACAAUCCAUUGCUGAAAAGGCACGGUCCAUCGUGCAGCAAGGAGGACUGCAGAGCGUCGAGCAGCUGAUCAGAGACCUGCCAGAGCUUCUGACCCGCAACAGAGAGAUCCUGGACGAGUCUCUGAAGAUGCUGGAUGAUGAAGAGACGACAGACAACGAGCUGAGAACCAAAUUCAACCAGCGCUGGAACAGAACUCCCUCUGGAGACCUCUACAAGCCUCUCCGUGCAGAGGGAACUAACUUCCGCAGCAUCUUGGACAAGGCCGUGCAGGCGGACCAGGUCGUGAAGGAUCGCUACAACACCCACUGUGACAUGAUUGCCCUGCUUUGUAAGCCAGAGAACGAGCUCAACGCUGCCAUCCCCUCCGCCAACCCGACCAAGACACUGCAGGGCAGCGAGGUAGUGAACGUGCUGCGCUCCCAGCUCGCCCAGCUGGAGGAGGUGAAGAAGGAGAGGGAGACCCUGGAGGGAGAGAUCAAGGCCGUGACCUUUGAUAUGUCCGUUUGCUUCCUGACGGCGCUCGCCCAGGACGGGGCCAUCAACGAGGAGCAGCUGUCACUCGCACAGCUCGACCAGCUGUACGGUUCCUACAACCAGAGGGUGCAGGCCAGCCUCCGCACACAGGAAGAGCUGCUUGGACAAGUUCAGACGUCCCACCAGGAGUUCAGCAGUCUGAAGCAGUCCAACACGGAGGCCAACCAGAGGGAGGAGGUGCUGAAGAAGCUGGCUUCAGCCCACGACAGCUACGUUGAGAUCAGCAGCAACCUGCGCGAAGGCACCAAGUUCUACAACGACCUGACAGAAAUCCUGCUCAAGUUCCAGAACAAAUGCAGCGACAUCGUUUUCGCUCGUAAGACAGAGCGGGAUGAACUACUUAAGGAGCUGCAGCAGAGCAUCGCCCGAGAGCCCAGCGCUCCAAACUUCAACGUCCCCGCCUAUCAGAGCACCCCAGCUGCCCCCGCCGCCGGCCCAACCCCUGCACCACGGACCGUAUUUACUCCACCUGUCCAGCAGCAGCAGCAGCCCCAGGCAAAGCCCCAGCCACCAGCAAGGCCUCCACCACCAAGCUUCACCCCUCAGGCAGCAUCCACCACUCCCACCAGCACACCACCCACUGGCCCUCCCACUGGCAACCCUCCACCUAUGGUUCCACAAUCCCAGGCCCAGGGACCACCUUACCCCAGCUAUCAGGGCUAUCCAGGGUACUUCCAGAUGCCUAUGGGCUACAAUCCCUAUGCCUACGGCCAGUACAACAUGCCCAACAUGCCCAACAUGCCUAAUAUGCCCUACUCGCCGUACCAGGCGACUCCAGGACAGGGAGGCUACCCAGCAGCCCCACCCACCGGACAGCCUGGCUACCCUGGCUACCCACAGCAACCCCCUCAGCAGCAGCCCUACUACCCUCAGCAAUAACUCUUCUCUCGAUCCCGUCAUUCUCCUUCCCACCAGUUAACACCAAAUAAAAGAUACUCCCAGCAAUAACACUUCAUCUCCAUUAGCUCCCUCCUCUCUCAUCUUUUCGUUUCCCCUCACUAACAGCAGCGAUAGAAACCCACGUCACGGGCGACUUCAGAGCUGCUUUGCACUUCUCCUGUAUAGGUUUUCUUCCUUUGUCACUUCUUAUUCUUUUCUCCUCCUCAUCGCGCACUCCCUUUUCCUUUCCUAGAUCAUGUUUUCUUGGUUCUGACGGCACUUUUCUUGAACUGUUUCAUAUUCAUCGAUGCACUAACCCCCUCCUUUUGCCUGUACGGUUGUUUUUUAUGUACUCAUUUUCUAAUGUUUUUUUUUGUUAAUGGUUUAAUUUAAACCCUAACUGGUUUCCAUUGAUAACUGACUCUUUGUCUGGGCUGGACUGCUGCACAACACUCAUGGAGGCGCACAGAACCCUAGGAUGUUUCCUGGGCCGGGUGGAUUUGUUGAGUGGGCGGAUGGGUGGUCAUUACUAGUCAUGCCACUGAUGGGAGGCCACAGCCACAUCCUCACUCCCCCACCCACUCAGUCAACCCCCAGUGCUUCUAUAUCAACUAUAUUCCUAUUUUUGUAAUGAAUACUGAUGCCUCGCUGAUAUAUAAACCUAUAAAAACGAAUGGCCUGUAGGUUUUCUAAUGUAGAUGAAGACUGUUGAGAGUUCUGGUCUGGUUGUUUUUUGCUCUUUUUCUCUUCUCUCUCACCCAGGGAACGUUGGUAUAUUUCUGUGUUACAAUCAGAGGCUGUUUAAGUGGGAGAAAUGAUUCUAUUAUAUAAAUAUAUGUAUAAAUAAGACUCUGUUAACUGAGACACUCUGUGUGCUGCCCUCUCAUGCUCUUUGUGUUUAUUUUUAUUCCUCAGCUCUAAUGUGAUUAAAAACAACAACUGCCA
Acanthopagrus latus (yellowfin seabream) is the source of this 3612-nucleotide messenger RNA. RefSeq names its product programmed cell death 6 interacting protein (gene pdcd6ip). Gene Ontology annotation, molecular function: protein binding. Gene Ontology annotation, cellular component: endosome. The record is from RefSeq and is a predicted model, not a curated record. Gene Ontology annotation, biological process: mitotic cytokinesis. NCBI's taxonomy places the organism in Eukaryota, Metazoa, Chordata, Actinopteri, Spariformes, Sparidae. The transcript has 18 exons. Bases 1 to 2667 code for a protein of 888 amino acids.